Messenger RNA from Owenia fusiformis, 1011 nucleotides. The record is from the annotation of a GenBank genome assembly. NCBI's taxonomy places the organism in Eukaryota, Metazoa, Annelida, Polychaeta, Sabellida, Oweniidae.
UUGAAUUCGCUUCGCUAUGCUCGACCCGGAAAUGGCUUCAUUCCUUUAUUCAGUCUUUCCGGAAAAGUCGAAGUAAAUGGUCCAAAUGAAACGCCUCUGUACAGCUUUUUGAAGGAAUCCUGUCCCGAAGCGCCUGAUACAAAUAUUGGCGAUCCACACGAUCUUUUCUGGACUCCCCUCGCCUCAACUGAUAUCAGAUGGAACUUUGAGAAGUUCAUCAUAGACUCUCAUGGUAAACCAAGAUAUAGAAUCGACAGAUCUGUCGGUCCAACUGAAAUCCAUGGGUUCUUGAAUGAAGUGAUACAAGCACCUGGUGACACUAAUUACCUCGACGACUUGCUCAACGAAGUUUUUGGAUCUUAGAUAAAUGAUACCGGAAAGACAAAUAACAUUUACAUAUUGAAAACUUUGAACAUCUAUACAUAUAGUAAUAAUUAUUGCACCUAUCAAAUGAUUACUUUACUAACAGAUAAUCAUUUGUCCAAAUCUCAAAAAUGAAACACUCUGGAUGACAUUUCCUGGAAUCAAAAGUGACUACUCAGUUUCGCAUUAAUUGAUGACACAAUAUUAUAGAGCUGCUCAGCUCAUGUCCGUCACAAAGUGUAUUUAUCAUACAUUUUUGACUUCCAGACUUCUCAGUCUCACUAAGAUCACCAAACAUAGACAUAGUAUACUAUUAAAGUUGACAUUUUCAACAUUUGGAUUUGAUUACAGUAUGUUUUUCUCAGUACAUCCCCACGUUUUCUUCUCCUGUGUCAGUCGUCUUUAUGAAAACUUGGCGACAAACUCUCGAAGGAGUGGGCCAAGUCUGAGGACAUGUUUUUCAGGAUAACUUUGUGCAUUCAGUUUUCCUGGUCAGACAUGUGACGCUAAAAUAGGAGAAGGAAAUAUCGGGAUUUCGGGUCAAUAUGAAAUCAGAAUUUAAACAUUUGAGUAAACCUCUACAUUCUUGUAUUAGAAUUAAAUAUGCUCGAUAGUGUAGCAAAAGAAUAAAUUCAUAUCUAAAGUCGA